Messenger RNA from Melampsora larici-populina 98AG31, 924 nucleotides. RefSeq lists its product as uncharacterized. The transcript has 6 exons. The record is from RefSeq and is a predicted model, not a curated record. Lineage: Eukaryota; Fungi; Basidiomycota; Pucciniomycetes; Pucciniales; Melampsoraceae. Gene Ontology annotation, molecular function: 23S rRNA (adenine(1618)-N(6))-methyltransferase activity. The coding region runs from base 1 to 924 and encodes 307 amino acids. Gene Ontology annotation, cellular component: nucleus. Gene Ontology annotation, biological process: rRNA base methylation.
AUGAUCACAUCAGGUGGUGAGGUAAGUUUUAUCAACCAAUUGAUCAGAGACAGUCUAGCGCUAAAAGAUCAUGUAAGGUGGUUCACUUCUUUGUGCGGUAAAUUCUCAACGCUCACCGAAGUCGUCAAAACCUUCAAGACCCUCCAAGGUAACAAUUAUGCUCUGGGUGAAUUGCUGCAAGGUCAAACAAGAAGAUGGGUGAUUGGAUGGUCAUGGCAGGAUUGGAGGGUGCGAGACGCGCUAUGCAAGCCGUCUACUGUUGAAAGCUUUCGCUCCACCAAGAACCUACUACCCUUACCAAAUGAGAUAGACUAUCACUUACCAAGCCUAGUGAUGUCGGUCUCCUUGAAAGACUUGACAACACGUAUCACCCAAAUACUCGCAUCACUCCCGGACCUAUCGUGGCAAAUGUGCCCACUGCAGAAUGGUGAUGGUGAACACGUAUCUUGGGAGGUGACGGCCUUUCGCAAAUCGUGGUCGCGCGCUGAGCGUCGAAAGCGCAAGCCAUGCACUCAACCCACGGGGGAAAGACUACCAGCCAAGAACGCGUCAAGUGAAGGGUCGACUGACAGGGUGCGCGCGGAACCAUGUCUUACCGAGAGCAGCAGCAAUGGGCACCCAACACCAAUCAUGAAAGUAUCCUUGACGCUCUCUUGUACGCCCUCAAUCGAGGAACAUGAGAAACAGCCAAAAGAUUGCUCAUCGAAAGAAGCGACGAGCAGCCAAACAGACAAAGCUACUUUCCAACUGGCACCAAGCUCUGAUGUGGUAUACAAACUAGAUAUUCGAUGGCUACGGGGAUACGAGCGGGAUAUUUUUGAAAGUUUCUGGAAUCAUUUGAUCAAGAAAGUGAUACAAUGUGAUGAAAAAUUCUUUACAGCAGAUAAAGCCCAGGAUAUGACUGGUAUGAUGACGAUUUUAUAA